Molecule: messenger RNA, 4513 nt
Organism: Chiloscyllium plagiosum (whitespotted bambooshark)
Lineage: Eukaryota; Metazoa; Chordata; Chondrichthyes; Orectolobiformes; Hemiscylliidae
Source: RefSeq, a predicted model, not a curated record
GAGUGCGCAUGUGCAGUCGAGUCGGCCCGGUACUUCUGGUAGUUCCGGAAGGCCUUGGGUUUUCUGUCUCUCCAUACUCUAGCAUAAACGGAUUGAAAUUCCAGUUUUCUCAUCCCGGUCGCAGCGAUGGGAAAGCUGAAUGUAGUGUUGCUGAGGUACCUGCAGAGAGAUGAUUUCAGAGUGCUGGUUGGGGUCGAAAUGGGAAUGAAGAAUCAUGAAAUUGUUCCACCCAGUCUUAUUGCUUCAAUAUCAAACCUUAAACAUGGUGGAUGCAAUAAGAUCCUGCGUGAAUUGGUAAAGCAUAAACUAUUGGCAUAUGAGAGAACAAAAAUGGUUCAGGGUUAUAGAUUGACAAAUACUGGAUAUGAUUAUCUUGCUCUGAAAACUCUUUCUUCGCGAAAUGUCUUUAAUUCAGUUGGAAAUCAAAUGGGAGUUGGCAAAGAAUCUGAUAUUUAUAUAGUUGCAAAUGAAGAGGAACAACAGUUUGCUUUGAAACUGCACAGGUUGGGUCGUACAUCAUUUCGAAAUCUGAAGAACAAACGUGACUAUCACAAACACAGACAGAAAAUGUCAUGGCUUUAUCUCUCUCGUCUUGCAGCAAUGAAAGAAUAUGCAUAUAUGAAGGUAUUUGCUCCUUUUGAAAUAUCAAAAUAUUCAAUAGAUUUAUUUUGCUUUAGGUGUCAAGUUCACCAGCUUGAUAAUCCAGCAGAAACCUAUAACGAAUUAAUGGAUCUUAUUGUUAAACUUGCUAAUCAUGGUUUAAUUCACGGUGACUUCAAUGAAUUCAACUUGAUGUUGGACGAUGAGGAUCGUGUCACAAUGAUUGACUUUCCGCAGAUGGUAUCUACAUCUCAUCUAAAUGCUGAAUGGUAUUUUAAUAGAGAUGUAAAAUGUAUUCGUGAUUUUUUUAUCAGACGCUUUAACUAUGAAAGUGAACUUUAUCCAACAUUCAAGGAUAUCAGUAAGGUGGCUUCACUGGAUGUGGAGAUUGAAGUUAGUGGCUACACUAAAGAGCUCCAAGAAGAUUCUGAACUGCUAUAUGCUUCAGGCCCUGAAACAGAUGAUGUUGAAACUGGAUUUUCAGAAGAUGAUUUAGAUGAUGAAAGUACAUUCUCAAAUAAAACAUCUGAAAAUGUUGAUUUGGUUUCUGAAGAUGAUGCAGAUUCUGAGAAGUUUCCUACUAAUUUGAAAAUUUUGGAAAGAACAUGUAAGGAUGUUUCGGAAACCAAUGAAAUUGGAAAUAUUGAUCUGCAAAAUCUUAAAAUAAAUGUACGCAAAACUGAAGAGCAAAAUAGUGAAGUUGUUGAUACUGUUGAACUCUCUGGAGUCGAUACAGGGUAUAAUCUUGAACAUGCCUCUGAAGCUGUGCAUCAUUCGGGCCAGAGUGAUGAGGAUCUAGGAGCUGAAGACAAAUGCCCAGACUUAGUGGAUAUAUCAGCUCAAAACAAGGAAUUUAGACCUUUCAGAAAUGAACUCAGCUUGAUGCACGUCAAUGAGCACAGACAGAGGACAACCAGCUUAAGUUCUGUGGGAAGUCUGAUGAGUACUUCAACAAUCCCGCCGGAUGUCAUCAAACGGAAAGUUAAACAACAAUUAUCCAAACAGCAGAAGACAGUAAUCAGAAGACGUUUACAGAAGGGAGAGGCCAACAUCUACACCAAACAGCGACGAGAAAACAUGCAGACUAUUAAAUGGAGUGCUGAAGCAGCAAGCUUUUGGGGUUAAAAGGAGCUUAUUAAAAUUCAAAAAUUGCAAGAAGUUCCAAUCAAGUGAAUACAGUGUAAAUGUAAAAAUUAAUUUGUGGUGAUUUCUGUAUAUUUCAAUUGUUAACAUUUCCUAUAUAAAAGCACAUUAUCAUCUCAAAGUGUUUUUAUUCAAUUUUUAAAACAACUGUUAAAGAGAACAUCUAAAUUUAGAAUUUGAGACUAAUUUUAAAGAUUGGCAUUCAUAUCCAUUUCUGAUCUUGUAUAUCCAUUAUCACAAAUGUCAAUCCCACAGAUAUUUUGCAGCUCGUUUAAUCUCAUGUUUAACUGCAGAGUGAAAGUCCGAUUAGUGUAAUAUUUCUGAUAUGAAAAUUCUUUGCCACUACUCACAGUUACAAACUUGUGUUUUCAUUUCCAACAGAACAAUGUUUUUUGUUUGUGAAAAUGUAACAAUUACUGAAUUAAGUAAGUUCUGAGCAGUAGGUCUACAUGUCGUAUAAACUGGGGUGAUAUUUUUCAGGCUGAUCUUCGCAGUCAAGAGACUAGAGACAGUUAUCCCAUUAGUCUAGUCUAGGCUGAUUUGAGACCAGGUUCCAGAUGUGAAUGGAUGGUUUUUUAAAUCUGCUUCAGUUCACAUGUUUAACAUAUCUGCAGAUAGCACUUUGGGGAAUUGCAUUGCCUUUUAAUUCAAAUGUCAAUACAUUGAAUACCACCCAAGUUCCAUUUAUUGCCUAUCCCUAGUUGUCCUUAAAGUGAUGGUGAGUUAAGCAUCCAAAGUAUAUGGCUUUCAUUUUAUUGCUGAAUGCCAAUCUAGUUCCAUAAACUGUAACUCCUCUCUCAACAGAGCUAAGAUGGGGCUUGAAAAUAAUCAGAUAAUAAUGCUAGCUUAGGAAUUAGACAGGGUACAUUUUAGUGCCUAUCCAUUGGAAAGCAAAGGGAAAGGCACUUGAAGCGUUUCACACUGUAAGUAAGUUAAUAAGCAUUGUCAUCUUUAGUGUACAUAGCUGAAAAGGGCCAGAUUAAGUAAACAAUUUAGGCUGAGGUUGUUGAAUGCACAGCAUGUUGCUUUGAGAUACAUAGGUUUAUUUAUGUUAGGUUUGCAUUAGGCCCAAAUUUGAAAAUUAUGUUGUUCAUUGAUUGUUGCGUUAAUCUCCCAGGGUGCACAUCUCCCUCCAUUUGCUCCUUUUUUUUUCUCUUCCUCCUUUGUUAUAAUUUCCUUUUGCAGGUUUGCAGUUGUGGAAUGUAAAAUUCACCAUCUGACUCUCAAAAUCUUCUGAAGUCGUCAUAUCAGAGUCAACAUUUUCCAUUUCUCUAUCUACUGAUGCUGCCAGACCUGCUGAGUUUCUACAGUGUGUACUGUGUCUGUUAAACAUAACAUGGUAAUGGUCUUUGUUACUUACUUAAGGUUAAUUACCUCGUGGCUACCAGCACACACUAGUUUCAUUAAAUCGGAUAGCAAAUUUUGGCAACAGUACCUGCACCCUUUAUUCUUCAACACUCUUCAUUUAUCAUCAGCUGCAAAUCUUAGCCAACGUUAUAUUUCACUUCUUCUUUUGCAUCCUUUUCAUAUUUCUUAAGUGUCAGCCAUGGCUCAGGUGUAACUGUCACUUGAGUUACAAGGUUCUGGGUUCAUAUGCCACUCCGAAAUAUCAGCACACAAAACAAAAUCAAGGCUGGCAAUAGUGCGGCAUGCUGUCAGAGAAUACUUUCAGAUGGAGCUUUAAACUAAGGCCAAUCUGUCCUGGAUGAAUGUAAGUAAAGAGAUACAGACUCGUAUUCGAGGGACAGAUACUUAAACCCCCACCAUGGCAGGUUGUGAAAUUUAAUUUCAGUUUAUAUCAAAUUUAAAAGAUAAUCUACUGUCAACCAAAUAACCUUUGUCAAUUGGCAUUGGUACAGUAUCCAAACAUGUUGACUAAUAUUUGCUAUGGAAAGAAAUCUGACUUCCAAUACCUGUCUGCCCUAUAUGUGACUCCAGGCCCGCAGCAAUAUGUUAACUCUUACCUUUGGCGGAUUCAGAGGGCAGUUAAUUAAGGAUGGGCAAUUAAUAUCCCAGACAUCUACACUCAACAUUUUAAGAAUGUUUUAUUUUAAAUUGCUUUGUCGCUACCUUGGAGCAGAGCAGAGGAGUUUUAUCAAUGCUUCGACUAAUAUUUACCCUUCAAUGAACAUCACAGAAACAGCUAUCUAAUCAUUAUCACGUUGAUGCCAUGGGAGUUUGAUGUGUGUAAUUUGGCUGCCAUACUACUUACUUUGCAUUAUAUUACAACAGUGACUACACUCAAAAAUUAUUUAAUUGGCUGUAAAACUGUGACUUCUAUUUCAUGUUGAUCAGCAUGUUAAAACAAAUAUAUUUUAACUUCUCCAUAAUACACUACUGUUAUUGUUCUGCUGUUUCAGUUUCAAGCACUCAAUAUUCUAAGCUAAAUGAUUACCAUUUGCCACUUCAUUAUAACCCUGAUCAAUUUUGAAGAUGGAGUACAGCAAAAUAUAAGGACAACAGCCAAAUGCCAGUAAUGACAUUAGGACUUGUACAAAAGUUGGAACACACGUAGAUCUGAAUUGGAUCUUCCAUAACUGUCUGUUUCAGAAUGUUUGGUUGGUUAAGUAAUGUCAUGGUUAACAAGUCUUUAUAGUUGGGCCAUAUUCUAUUGUACUCCGCUCGCUGCACCAACUUGGUGUAAUACUAUUUUAAUAAUGUUCUGUCACAUUGAAGUUAUUCUUCCACUUCACCUUUACAUUCUGUAUGGAGUAAUUUGUAUUUUACCAGUACACACCUCAACUAUAAUAAAAAAAAGUACUGCCAAGAA